Aspergillus homomorphus CBS 101889 is the source of this 222-nucleotide messenger RNA. RefSeq lists its product as uncharacterized. The record is from RefSeq and is a predicted model, not a curated record. Gene Ontology annotation, molecular function: protein binding. The transcript has a single exon. NCBI's taxonomy places the organism in Eukaryota, Fungi, Ascomycota, Eurotiomycetes, Eurotiales, Aspergillaceae. The annotation marks the transcript as partial.
AUGUUACUCAAUCGUCUACCCCAGGAGCUGGUCCUUAUGGUUGCCGAGUACCUCGAAACCGAGCGUGAUUUCAAUUCACUGGUCCGAACCUCGAAGGAAUCACACGACAUCCUCAAUCAUCACCUUUACCGGCACAACUCAAAACAUCACAACAGUUCAGCUUUACACUGGGCUGCUGAACACGGAAACGAGGCUACUACUCGGAGGUGCAUCGAGGAAGGG